AGAUAAGGAGAAAGUUUUAUUGAAAGCUGUUCUGUUACUGUGCGAGAUAACGAAUGACUCAGCAGAAUCAACAUUAUUAUCAACUCUGUAUUCCCAAUAUUUACUUUAUGCCUCAGUUCUUAUCACUAGUUUGGCCUGAACUUCGUGCUGAGGUGUUCAGCUGUACAUCUCCAAGAUUCGGGAGUUGUUCUGACAGCUGUGAAUCCGAUUCUGAAUCUUUUGUAGUUAUUGAGUCUGUCUUGUGAAACAAAAAAGGCUCUUCUGCAAACAAUGGCUAACAAAAAUAUUCCCAUCAAGUUUACAAAGAUAUUUAUAAACAAUAAGUUUCUCGAUGCAGUGUCUGGCAAGACUUUCCCAACGAUCAACCCAACAAACGGAAAGAAGAUAACUGAUGUUGCCGAAGGAGACAAGGCUGAUGUGGACGAGGCUGUGGCGGCGGCCAGCGCUGCGUUCCGGAGAGGCUCGCCUUGGAGGACCAUGGACGCCUCCGCCAGGGGCCAGCUCAUCCACAAGCUGGCCACGCUCCUGGAGCGGGACGUGAAGUACCUGGCGAACCUGGAGUCCCUGGACAACGGCAAGACGUACACGAACUCGCUGGGCGACAUCAUGUACUCCGCCGGCUUGCUCAAGUACUACGCCGGCUGGGCGGACAAGAUACACGGACACACGUGUCCGUCAGACGGCCCGGUGCUGACCCUCACGCGCAAGGAGCCCGUCGGGGUGGUGGGGCAGGUCGUCCCCUGGAACUACCCGGUGCUGAUGCUGGCGAUGAAGUGGGGCCCCGCCCUGGCCGCCGGCUGCACCAUGGUGCUCAAGCCCGCCGAGCAGACCCCGCUCACCGCCCUCUGCAUCGCGUCCCUCGCCAAGGAGGCUGGCUUCCCUGCAGGCGUGGUGAACGUGGUCCCUGGGUACGGACCAACAGCAGGCGCCGCCAUAGCCAAUCACCCGCAAAUAAACAAGGUCGCUUUUACCGGUUCCACCGAAGUCGGACGGAUUAUUGCAGAGGCAGCAGCCAAGUCCAAUCUCAAAAGAGUGUCACUGGAAUUAGGAGGGAAAAGUCCCCUGGUUGUUUUUUCUGAUGCUGAUCUGGACUUGGCGGUCGGGGUGGCGCACGAGGCGCUGUUCGUGAACCACGGCCAGAUCUGCACGGCGGGCUCGCGCACCUUCGUGCAGGAUGACAUCUACGACUCCUUCGUGAGGAAGGCCGUGGAGAGGGCGAGCGCCAGGACGGUCGGCGACCCCUUCGCGAGCGGAGUGCAGCAGGGACCGCAGGUCGACGAGGACAUGUUCAACAAGGUGCUGGGGCUGAUCGAGUCCGGCAAGGCGGAGGGCGCCAAGCUCGAGUGUGGAGGCGAGAGACUGGGCAGCGAAGGAUACUUCAUCAAGCCCACCGUGUUCUCGGGCGUCACCGACGACAUGAGGAUCGCCAGAGAAGAGAUAUUCGGGCCCGUGCAGAGCAUCAUCAGGUUCAAGACGCUGGAAGAAGUGAUCGAGCGAGCCAAUAACACCCGCUACGGCCUGGCCGCCGGCAUCAUCACCAAUGACAUCGAUAAGGCCAUGGCUUUCGCGCUGUCUGUCCAGGCCGGUUCUGUCUGGAUCAACGGCUACAACAUGAUAGUGCCGCAGGCUCCGUUCGGCGGCUUCAAGGAGUCGGGGACCGGCAGAGAACUAGGCGAAGACUCCUUGAAAGAGUACCUGGAAGUGAAGACCAUCACCAUAAAGCUGCCGGAGAAAUUCUGAUGCUGCGAGGAACUGAUUGAGAAGAUGUUUUGUUAAGAACUAAAUGUGAAUUUAUUGAGAUAAUAUUUUUGUGAAAACAAUUUAUGUAAAUUGAAAUACAAGAGGUGAGGAUAUUAUACAUUUUAUGUUUGAAAUAAAAAAAAAUUGACCCAAUUUAUUUUGGAUUUGUUUCUAUUGGUGUUAUAUGGCGAGGUUGUGCAAUGGGAACACAGUAGAUUGUGAGUGUUCGCGGAAAAUGCUUAUGGAUCCUUGCUGUAGGUAAUGACUGAGUCCUGAACCAAUAGACCUGUUGUGUGUUUCUGCUGUUGAUGGGACAGUAGCUCAAUAAAGUAUAAAUAAAUUAUA
Molecule: messenger RNA, 2085 nt
Organism: Bacillus rossius redtenbacheri
Lineage: Eukaryota; Metazoa; Arthropoda; Insecta; Phasmatodea; Bacillidae
Product: aldehyde dehydrogenase 1A1-like
Exons: 12
Coding region: 271-1740 (489 amino acids)
Molecular function (GO): aldehyde dehydrogenase (NAD+) activity
Source: RefSeq, a predicted model, not a curated record